Molecule: messenger RNA, 768 nt
Organism: Arabidopsis arenosa
Lineage: Eukaryota; Viridiplantae; Streptophyta; Magnoliopsida; Brassicales; Brassicaceae
Source: the annotation of a GenBank genome assembly
ACUAUCAAGAAGCCUUCAAUUUCCAUUGGUCCUCCUCUCUCCUUCUAUAAUCCCAAAAACCAUCUCACAAACUCCUCAAAUCUCUCUCUCAUCUCAUCUUCAAGCCAUCUCCGAUCAUCAGGCAAUGGCAGCAACUAUGGCAACAGCAACCAAGUGCAUGUCCCUAAACCCAUCUCCUCCUAAACUCCAAAACCAAACCAAACCCAAACCAUUCAUCUCCCUACCAACCCCACCAAAACCUAACGUCUCUCUCGCCGUCACAAGCACCGCUCUAGCCGGAGCCGUCUUCUCUUCCCUUAGCUACUCUGAGCCAGCCUUAGCCAUCCAACAGAUCGCCCAGCUCGCCGCAGCAGACGCCGGUAGCGACAACCGUGGCUUGGCUCUUCUCCUUCCCAUCAUCCCAGCCAUUGCAUGGGUCCUAUACAACAUCCUCCAGCCAGCUAUUAACCAGGUCAACAAGAUGCGUGAGAGUAAAGGUAUCGUUGUUGGUCUAGGUAUUGGUGGUGGUCUUGCAGCGUCAGGGCUUUUGACUCCACCACCAGAGGCUUACGCGGCGGCAGAAGCGGCAGCAGCUGGUUCAGACAGCAGAGGACAGUUGUUGUUGAUUGUUGUGACACCUGCACUACUUUGGGUUCUGUACAAUAUAUUGCAGCCAGCUUUGAACCAACUCAACAAGAUGAGGUCUGGGGACUAAAAUCUUAUAUAUAUAAUUAUAUUAUUAUUAAUCAUCUUUGGGAUUCAAAUGUAAAAUUAAUCCUUUGUUUUAUG